Messenger RNA from Aspergillus calidoustus, 3957 nucleotides. The record is from the annotation of a GenBank genome assembly. NCBI's taxonomy places the organism in Eukaryota, Fungi, Ascomycota, Eurotiomycetes, Eurotiales, Aspergillaceae.
AUGUUCCGCAGAAAGAGGAGCGCCUCGCAACAUCGGCCAAACCUCUCGACUUCCUCAUCGCAAUCCGCACAAUCCGCCGCUACUCGAGCCUUUCUCCAGUCGCAGCCCUCGUCCAAUAACCUUUCCUCCGCCGCUGCCGCUGCCGCUCUCCGCACUUUGACGCCGACUCCGACGCCCGUCGAAAAUGUCCAGACCAAGCGCAUGCUUCAGCGCAAAUCGUCGAUCUCGUCACAACCCGCGACGAGUGGGUCUCCGAUUCUCCGACCGUCAAGUCGAAAUGGCCUGCGACGGGUUAAUAGUUCGGGCUCGAUGAGUGCCCGGACGUUUCGGGAUCAGUCGCCUGGUCGGCCAACCUCGAGCUAUGGAACUCCGGGGGCUCCAGCUGUCGCGCCGCCGCUUCCUGCCAUCCCAACAGAAUUUACGGGGCGGAACAAUCAAAGUCGGCGCUCUGUCAGCCUAGGGCCGAAUGCUUGGUCCUCAAACUCACGAACACAAGCCGCGGAAGAGCAGGCGAGUGAGAUCAAACCGCUGGAGAGACUAUCCGACAGUCCCACACCAGGAGUCCGCAAAACAUCACCCGAGCACCAGAGGUCGGAAAGCAGGAAUUCGAUAAAUUUCUCUUAUCCCAUGAAUUCUCGAGCCAACUCCCCGACGAUACCGUCUGGAUUUCCCGAUCGACGAGAGGAGGUUAUUGCUGGGGGAAGGAAUGGGCGAUCCACUUCUGAGGAAGCUUCUCAUAACAAGCGAACCCUCGCCGAACCUGGCAAGGCAGUCCGACAACAGAGUCAUGGAACUGGUCCUGCAAGUCCUGCAAGCCCUGGGAGUCCUGGCAGUCCUGGGAGAAACCAGCGCACCGCAGGAACUGCUCUUCUAGCGGCCCAAGCGGCUAUUGUGCACCGCCAUGACGAACCGAAUACUCCCCCAGUAGCAUCUCGCCCAACACGCCAACGUGAACAAGCGGUGGCUGUGGAGCGGUCUCCGAGCCGGAGCCCUGCAUCAGUGGAUAUCAGUAUGCGUCCUUUGGUAAAGAAACCAUCCGCAGUCACAGAGGAACGCCAGCCGAAGGCACGUCAACAGCCGGAGCCUCCAAAGGAGUUGAAGGCCGCGGCGGCUGCCGCACAACUUCCGAGGCCGCAAACGCCGCCGGUAGUAGAAACGUCAAAGGAGCAACUAAAGACGCCGCCAGUGAGUCCACCACAGCCGCAUCUUGCGGUGGAAUUGGACGGAGGGUCCCCGCCCGCCAGCCUCCGCCAGUCGGCUAGCCCUGGAAGAUCGGCUCGUUUCCCUUCUCAAUUAGCAGUAAUGAGCUUGCCUGGGGAGCAGUUGCACCAACCACCCCCACGGUCGGUUUCUCCGGCCAAGUCUGCACUGAAACGCAAUAGCUCGCUUUCACCCGACGGCAGAAUUCAUGGCAUAUUGCGCCCUGGCCCUCCCCUUAGCGAGCUCUCCGAUGCGACAUCCGUGGCAUCUGACGACGGCUCAAGGAUUAUUCGAAAGAAGUCCGUCAAGGUCAGCUUCGAUGACGAGGCCGAAGUGGUUGGACUGGCGGCAGAUCCGCCUACGCCUCCGGAGGACCCCAUUCCUGAAUCGCCUCCUGGAAAAUCCAAACCGAAAAGUAGCUGGUUCAAUCUGCACAAACGGAAAUCCUCCCCGAAGCGCUCUGCAGAUGUGGAUGAAUUCGAUGGAAUCCUGAAACCACGUGCAGCUCUCCCAUCGUUUGGUAGUAUCCGAGCUGGCAGGGAUGGCGCAAAACCUGAACCACUACCGCAAGACCUGGAUGAUGACGAAUCAACGUCGUCGGAUGAAGACCACCAUGUAGGCUUCUCAAAUGACCAUGCCAUUGGCAGCAUAGUCUCUCCUACCGUCCCAGAGAAUGUGCAGAAGCAGGUGCCGAUUGACAAUGCAUUGCCCGCCACGACGCACAUUGCUGCAAAGGAUGUAUUGGAAGCUCAUGAGGAAAAUAUUUCGGUUGGCGAGUCCAAUUCUGAACCCGCUUAUUUUCACAAGACCCCGCUGUCACCUUUGCAGGAGGUGCCGUCUGAACAGAACCUUCCCCUUGAACCGGAACAGACUUUGGAGACGCCAGAUAUCACGCUUCAACCUGCCACCCCUGAGCUGGAAAAAGGCAGGCAGAGUCUCGAGGAGUAUGAUGAAGCAGCUGAAUAUCCCCAGCUACCUGAGGAAGUGGACUCGAAAGCUGAUCGUCAGAAGAAGGGAAAGCCAAAGUCUUUUGGAGAGAGUGAUGAUGACUCGAGUGAUAGUGUGUAUAGUGACGCGGAAGAGGGAUAUGAUGGUGAUGGAUUUGCAUCGAUCAAUGCUAUUCUCGACCGCGAGUCGGCACCCGAACACUCGGCCGCUGCAAAGCCUGAAUUAACCACUAGCCCAAAAGAUGAAGGCCACCAAGCCGAUCAGACUGGUGAUGAAUUCCCAGCGACCUGCCAGAUCGCUCAUGUGGACUCUCCUGCGUUAGAGGAUUCGAGACGAUCAACUUCCGGCUCUCCUGAAUUGAUCGAGCCGCUUUCGGUCGCUGAACCUCUUGCGCAACCAGAACCAGAGCGGACCGUAUCCCAUGGAGAACUACCGCGCUCGUCAAUGAUGCCAGUGGAAGUGUACACUAUUUCCCAUGUACAAGACGAGGACGACUUCAAGGAAGUUGAUAAACGCUAUCAACAACCCGAGACAAAUACAUAUAGUGCGCCCAAACCUCGAGACCAGGACAUGAAACGUUCUUCAUCCUCGGCGCCAUCCACGCGCAAAGAGACUGAUGGACCAAAUGGUGAAGUCAAUGGCAACGGACCUAAUGCGAACUUGCCUCAACGCACGCUCUCAAAUGGCAGUGACUCCUCGAGUAGUUUCACCCGGGUUCGCCGACCUAGCCGAGGAGGAAUGGGGAUGAGACGAACCCUGCGAGGAAGUCAAACGAGCAGUUCAGUCCCCGCCUCUCCAAUGAGAGCUUCUGGCUCUCCUGUCGAGUCUCGCCCACUCCCUUCUGGACUAGGAGCAGGAACUAUGCGUACCACUCUGCGCGGUAGCGGUCCACGAAAGGACAAGCCAUCCUUAUUCUCUUCAGGCAAGUCGCAAAAAGGAAAGGGUAUGAGAGGCUCUGGUACGCCAUUCCGGUCACGGUUCGAAGACUCUGAUUCGGACUCGGAUGGUGGUGUUCAAAACCGGUUGAUACGACAUCGUCCUACGCGGAGUAUGAGCGACAAUGACAUGCGCCCUGUCCGUGGUAUCCCGCGCCGGAAGGGCGCCCAUGAUGGGGACUCUACUGAGCUGGAAGACAGCUCCGAAGGCGAAAGCCGACCGUCAUCUGCCCCACGAACUCCUGCACGCCGAGCGCAACGGGCCGAACCCGCUCACGAGGAAAAAGUUGCGCUGGCUGCACUAGCUAGAUCGCGUGGCAUGACGGAGCAGGAGCUGGACGAAUUACUUAACCGUGGCUCUACUGGCUCUUCCCGCAAACCCACACUGCUCAAUCGCUUGAGCAUGCGGAAAUCGAAGUUCCCUGUGCAGCGUGGAAAACUUCAGCCACCUGGUCUCGCCGCCAAUGGGGCGAUUUCAGAGCACCCCCAGUCGCCGGUCCAAGGCUUCGAAGGAAACGAUUCCUACAAGGCUACUAUCACUGCAAACCCUGCAAGCCCGUCUGGGCUCCUGAAGAAGUCUCCCCGCAAAGCCGCUGGUGAUGCCUGGCCUCUCGGCUCGGCGCAAGGCGAGCCUAUCGACUCCGGCAUUGGAUCAACUCCAACGCCUUCCACAAUACAGCAUGUCCAGCGACCUGCGGCAUCAGACGGAGCUUCUGUGAAUGGUAACAAGGCCAACUCCAACAACUUCCAGUUUGCUCCCAACGAGGAUCAAUCCGUGGUCAACGGUCACCGCGCCUCCGACGUGGUGAUUGAAGGAUCUGGACGCAAGAAGCGAUUCCAGCGACUGCGCAAUGCAUUCAAGAUGCGCGGAUAA